GGAAAUGACGUCCAUGAGUGCAAUAACACAGACGUCCGACCUUACAAAUAAGGCAGCUCUUAUUCCGCUUGCAACCGAAAGGCCAGUUUAUUACAGAAUGUCAGGUAUUGAAGAAACUUCAAAUGUAUCCUCAGAAUUUCAGGAGGAGAGGAGCGAGGAAGAGGUCGAAGAGGAGAUUGGCUAUGAAGACCCGUUCCGUUAUGUGUUUUACAGAGACAGGAAAGAAUGGGCUGAUUUAGAGCCUGUUCCUCAAGAUGAUGGUCCCAAUCCUGUUGUGAAGAUUGCCUACUCUGACAAGUUCACAGACGUGUAUGACUAUUUCCGAGCGUUACUGAAGAAUGAUGAAAAAAGUGACCGGGCACUCUUGCUGACAGCUGAAGCCAUUGAACUGAAUGCUGCAAAUUACACUGUAUGGCACUACCGGCGAGUUUUACUGCAGGCCCUGGAGAAGGACCUGAGAGAGGAGAUGAGGUACAUCACAGCCAUCAUCGAGGACCAGCCCAAAAACUACCAAGUCUGGCACCAUAGACGAAUGGUGGUGGAGUGGCUGAACGACCCCUCGGAGGAACUGGAGUUCAUUGCAGAGAUCCUAAGUCAGGACGCUAAGAACUACCAUGCCUGGCAGCACAGACAGUGGGUCAUCAAGGAGUACAAGCUCUGGGACAGUGAGCUGGAGUAUGUGGAGCAGCUUUUGGAGGAAGAUGUGAGGAACAACUCGGCAUGGAACCAGAGGCACUACAUCAUCUCCCACACGACAGGCUACUCAGACCCAGCCAUACUCAACAGAGAAGUGCAGUACAGUCUCAAACAGGUUAAGAAGGCUCCCCACAACGAAAGUGUGUGGAACUAUUUAAAAGGGAUUCUACAGGACCUGGGCCUGUCAUCCCACCCGGGUCUCCUGGAGCAGAUUCUGGAGCUUAAGGAGACCCACUGCUCGCCCUACUUGUUGGGCUUCCUGGUGGACAUCUACGAGGACUUCCUGGAGAACACCUUGGAACACCACGAGGAAGUCCUCAGUAAGGCCCUGGAGCUCUGUGAGCUCCUGGCCCAUGAGAAGGACACCAUCCGGAGGGAGUACUGGAGCUACGUGGGCCGCUCCCUGCAGACUAAAUACGGCUCCAGUGACCCCUCUACCACCACCAGCGCCCCAGGAAUUGACCCAGGAUCAGCCUCAGGCUCCGUUCACCAGGAGACACCCUGCAGUAGCUGAGGGAAGACAUGGAACUCAAUGGGAGUCGAGGGAGCAACCGCUUUUAACCAGCCCAAGUUUGUUUGGCAAUAGCAUUACCACAUAAAAAAAGGAGAUAAGUAACAAAAUAAACACUUGUAGCUUACUGUAAAAGAGGUAACUCACUCCAGAUAAGUGUUAUGACAUAGGGUUGGAUCAUCCCUGGAUUUCCAAAUAUGGACAGCUGCUGUCAUUGUCUUGUAUUGAAGUUUAUAGCCAUAGUUGAGCUAGAUUGGAUGUUGAUUACGUGAGUGUGUGGUAACGAGUCAUUACUGUGAAAUUAGGCUUGUUUUGGAUUUGUUCUGCUGCGCAGUACACAGGAACACUGUAGCUAAGAAGCCAUUAACAAAUCUCUGUGUAGAUUCAUAUUGAUGACGUUGCCAAAACACUGUAUAACCAGACUCGGCAUUGCUGUAGGCUAAAGAGUCUUUUGUACGCUAGAACUAAUUAUGAUUAUUCUAAACUGGAAGUUUUGCCCUUGUCCUUUUUUUCUCUCUCGAUUCCAACACACGUGCCUCAUUCUAACGUACCUACUUUUCAGUCAUUUUCAUUCACUCUACUUGGCAUAAUGGGUCUGUGUGUUUGAGUUCAGCCAGUAAUUGUCUCAUCUGGAUUCGCUCCCACUAACGAGCGAGAUGAAUAAAACACAUCCGCUCAUUGAA
Molecule: messenger RNA, 1890 nt
Organism: Salvelinus namaycush (lake trout)
Lineage: Eukaryota; Metazoa; Chordata; Actinopteri; Salmoniformes; Salmonidae
Product: protein farnesyltransferase/geranylgeranyltransferase type-1 subunit alpha-like
Exons: 9
Coding region: 5-1210 (401 amino acids)
Biological process (GO): protein farnesylation; protein geranylgeranylation
Cellular component (GO): CAAX-protein geranylgeranyltransferase complex; cytoplasm; protein farnesyltransferase complex
Molecular function (GO): protein farnesyltransferase activity; CAAX-protein geranylgeranyltransferase activity
Source: RefSeq, a predicted model, not a curated record